GAAAAGCUACUGAGUAUAUAAACGUUGAAAACAGUCGGGUGGUGAUGUGUAAAUUACUUAUUUAUUACAAUUAAGAGUAGAGAAAACGAAAAUUACGAAGAUUGUGUAUUUAUGAGAAGAAAAUUCAAACUAUUAGUGAAACUAAUUUUAUUUUUAAAAAGCGCUGCUGUUAACGUAUUGAAACAUUCAGAAAAAGGUGGAGAUUAAGAGAGUUUAAAGGGGAAAAAAAGAAAAAAGACAGGACAGAAUAACAAGAACUGUGGGAUUAUUUUAUGGAAAGCAAUACUGGGAAAGAUUUAUAAUUAUAUGAAAGAUGACGUCAGUUCUACAACCUCCGCAACAUGUGUUUAUGCAGCCAAACUUUGGUUUGGCAGCGCCUCUUCAGCAGCCGAUGCAUCAAUUUCCGGUGCAGUGUCAGCGACAAAUUCACAAGCCUGCGCCUACGCUACCCUACCCAGGCUGGGACCCAAACGUUCCAAGGAGAAACACUCUUGGAAUUCCGGAGGCGCCGAUGAUGCCCGGGAACCAUUUUCCCACCAUGCAGAUGCAGUUCACAUCCCGGGAAGAAUUUAAAGUUAUGUCACCGGAAGUACCACGUGAACUUCAAAUGCCGCAGACGAGCCAAUUUUCUUACGAAUACCACCAGUCACGUCUUAUGCAGCAGACGAUGAUAGCCACUGGACGACAUUUUCUUCCGCCACAAAUUAGUGCAGCGACAUUACCCCACCCAGUUCCUUCGCCGUUACAGUCACCGUCGCCAAUGGUGUCGCCAAUGGUACCGAAACAAGUAUCACCGCCACCCGCGGCAGAAGCGGAAACGCAGUGGUGGAGCGUUGCAAAACAAACGGAAGUUAAAUAUCCAGUGCCACAUCCACUUUUAUUCAGUCACGGAAGUGCAACUGAUAGACAAUAUCAGGCUCAUUUGGCAUCUUUUCUACAAAAUAUAAAACCGAUCACGCCUGCUCGGCGUUGUCGGCGAUGCAGAUGCCCAAAUUGCCAAAAUCCAACGAACUCAGAUCCUUCGAAAAAGAAAGUGCAUGUGUGUCAUUUUCCUGGAUGUGAAAAGGUCUAUGGGAAAACAAGUCACCUGAAAGCUCAUCUUCGUUGGCAUUCUGGUGAACGACCGUUUGUAUGCAACUGGUUGUUUUGUGGUAAAAGCUUCACGCGCUCAGACGAAUUACAGCGCCAUCUGCGAACGCACACAGGCGAAAAACGGUUUGCUUGUCAAACUUGUGGUAAAAGGUUCAUGCGCAGUGACCAUCUUAGCAAGCACGCUAAAACGCAUGAAACAAAACGUCAAAAAACAAAACAGGAAGGAGAUUCAGAUACGGAAAAUACCGAAAACGUAAGCCCUGUGCCACGGACAAAUACGGAAAGUGACGAUGAAGAAUCGGAUAUUGACGUAGAAUUCGACGAUUCGGAUGUUUCCGAUUCUGUGACAGCAGUAGAAUCCUCAGAUGAUCAUAACAGUUAUUGGCAAGUAAAGGCGAAAACAGGAGCUCAGUGUAUCAGAGGGCAGCCAAUAAAAUGUGGACAAACUGUUCGAUUAAUGCAUUUACAAACUAGAAGAAAUUUACACAGUCAUCAUUUUCAAUCCCCAUUAUCUCAUAAUUUAGAAGUCAGUGCCUUUGGUGAAGAUGGAGAAGGGGAUGAAGGAGAUAACUGGUCAAUAGUUUGCAGUGGGAAAUUUUGGAGCCGUAAAGAUAGAGUCAGGAUAAAGAAUGUGGUAACAGAAUAUUACCUUCAUGUGUCGGGUGAUACCUUUGGUCGUCCAAUUAAAGGACAGCGUGAAGUUAGUGGAUAUGCAUCACCAAAUGAUCUCAAUUAUUGGCAGGCAAUGGAGGGAGUUUACGUGACCCCAUCAGAGGACCCUCAAGGGACAUACAGAGGAGAUUUAAAUGCACAUCAUCAAAUUUUGAUAACAGAAAUGAGAAAAAGAAGACAUAAAAAACCAAUUACUCAGCAUUUUACACGAGACAUUCGUGAAAGUCGUAUAUAUUUAUGUGAGCUUUGUCUGAAAACAUUUGAUACUGGUACCGGGCUACGGAACCACAAGACUUUGCAUAUAAAGAAACCAUUUGAAAUAGUACCUAAAAGGAUAAUGCAAAACAGGCAACAUUCAGUUUCGGACAGACUGUGUAAUCUGGAAAAAUUGGAAUCAUUCAAACUUCUUCGUGCAUUGUUACAAAAUGGUUUAAAGUCCAAGUUAAUGAAAAUGCUAGACAACAAACUAAUGAUGCGAUUCAUCAGUAAAAGUCAAAACAACGAAGUUCCUCUCAAACGGAAAAACUUAGGCAACAUAAAGGUAACAGAGAAUGUUUCAAACGAUAGGAAGAAAAACUACAAAUUUAGUUGUGCUGAAUGUGGAAGACGAUUUCUCUCAAAAGCUGCCUUGAAAAUUCACUUAAACAGUCACUUUGGCAUAAAAGCAUUUAAGUGUCCAAAAUGUGGACUUCGUCUUUCACAAAAGGGCGGAUUGACCGUACAUAUGCGCAUUCAUACUGGCGAGAAGCCUUUCAAAUGCAAAUUUUGCGGUAAAGCAUUCACGCAACCAGUAUCACGUGAGCAUAUGUCAAUACACACAGGAGAAAAGCUGUACAAGUGCGACAUGUGUCCUGCUGCUUUUGGAUCAUCUACAGUUUUAAAAACUCACAAGAUCUCAAAACAUUCAUUUCUCAGGCCAUACCAGUGUGAUAUUUGCAAGAAAGACUUUGCUGACAAAGAUUACAUGAAAAAGCAUAGAACUAUUCAUCGAGCUGUUAGACCUUAUCCAUGUACAAAGUGCGAUAAAUCAUACAUUACAAAGUCGUGCCUGACACGCCACCUGGUAACUCACACAGCCCAACGUCCUUACGUUUGCACCAUUUGUCAAAAAUCGUAUAAUAACUCCGGUGCGUUUGUUUACCACAUGUCGACUCACAGAGGCGACAGGAAAUACAUCUGUGGAAUUUGUGACCAGGAAUUGGCAUCCAAACAAAAUCUCCAGAGUCACAUGAAAAUACAUGCAAAGUUGAACAUGAAUAAGAGUUAAUUUGCAGACAGAUAAGCAAUUACAAGUGAGUUUACGGAUCAUCAUGCGCUUUCAAAGGAACAUUUUUAGCUGUAUUAUUUGUUUGUUUGUUUGACGAAAGUAUGAAUAUAUCUGUUAUUUAUAUUUCAAAUGCAGUUAUGUGAUCCCUUUUUGCAUAGUGAAUAUAUAUUUAUAAAUAUAUACAACUGCAACUAGAUAUCUCGAAUUCCAAGGGAUCGAACGAUUUAUUUCGGGAUAACCGAAAUUCGAGUUAAAAUGAUAAUUUGUGUAUGUGUUAUCGGGACGGGACUUGUAAAUACCACCGAGAUAGCCAGAAUUUUGAGAUGCCGAGUUUCAUUUGUAUAUAUAUGUUAUUAAGCAUAUGUUCUCGCUUACCUAACCCCAUAUGAUAUUAUUGUCUAUGGGGUUGGAGUUUCUGAUUGUACUAUUGGAAGUUGAUUUAUAUGAUUUUAGUAGGUAUUUAGUCCAAAUGAUAUUAUGUUGUUCGUACACGUUCGACAAAUAUUACUUUUUUAUAUGAAACAGUUUGAGUGUUAUGGAGAAAUAAAAA
Mercenaria mercenaria is the source of this 3581-nucleotide messenger RNA. Its product is annotated as zinc finger protein 585A-like. Lineage: Eukaryota; Metazoa; Mollusca; Bivalvia; Venerida; Veneridae. The transcript is spliced from 7 exons. The coding region runs from base 314 to 3031 and encodes 905 amino acids. The record is from RefSeq and is a predicted model, not a curated record. Gene Ontology annotation, cellular component: nucleus.